GUACGCAAAGGAGUACGCAGAGCAGGACAAGGAGUUGAUUCGUUUGAAACGCGAGGCUAGAUUGAAGGGUGGUUUCUAUGUGGACCCUGAGGCAAAGUUGCUGUUUAUCAUUAGGAUACGCGGGAUCAACGCUAUGCCCCCACAGACCAAAAAGAUUUUGCAGCUAUUACGUUUGCGACAGAUCUUUAACGGUGUCUUUUUGAAAGUCAACAAAGCCACAGUGAACAUGCUUCAUAGGGUUGAACCUUACGUUACCUAUGGUUACCCAAACCUAAAAAGUGUUAGGGAAUUGAUCUACAAGAGAGGUUACGGGAAACUCGACAAGCAGAGAAUUGCUUUAACCGACAAUUCUGUCAUUGAGCAGGGAUUGGGCAAACAUGGAAUUAUCUGUGCUGAAGACCUUGUCCACGAGAUCAUGACUGUAGGACCUCACUUCAAGGAGGCCAACAACUUCCUAUGGCCAUUCCAGUUGAAGGCACCUUUGGGUGGACUCAAGAAGAAGAGGAAUCACUAUGUUGAAGGUGGUGAUGCCGGUAACCGCGAGAACUUCAUUAAUGAGCUCAUCAGGAGGAUGAACUAAAGAGCCUGAAAUUUUGUGUUUUUAGGCAUUUAAGUGAACCAACCGUUUCAGAUUUCUGCUAUUUGAGCUGCCAUUUUGAAUUAUGAUAGUAUACGACAUUAAUUUUUGUUUUGACCAUCUUAUUGUGUUGGAUUUUGAAUUUAUGUUCAUCUCGUUUAAAGGCUGUCUUUUUUAAUGUCCUUCAA
Molecule: messenger RNA, 765 nt
Organism: Lycium ferocissimum
Lineage: Eukaryota; Viridiplantae; Streptophyta; Magnoliopsida; Solanales; Solanaceae
Product: large ribosomal subunit protein uL30x
Exons: 6
Coding region: 134-580 (148 amino acids)
Biological process (GO): maturation of LSU-rRNA from tricistronic rRNA transcript (SSU-rRNA, 5.8S rRNA, LSU-rRNA)
Cellular component (GO): cytosolic large ribosomal subunit
Molecular function (GO): structural constituent of ribosome; RNA binding
Source: RefSeq, a predicted model, not a curated record